UCUAACAAAAGACAAUUAUUCUGAUCAUCCCAGGUAUAUACCUACCCAAAGCAUUUCCACAAUCUAACACCCUUUCACUCUAAACCAAAUGGACACUUUUUUUCUCCUGGUACCUCCAUUUGGGUCUGUAGCAUGCCUUCCCAUGCUUGUUCUCUUUAUUAUUAACUCCUUCUUGUGUGUCCCAAACACAACUGCUUCUAUAUUAGGAAACCAGAGCGACCAUUUGGUGUUGCUCAAAUUCAUGGGAUCAAUAUCAAAUGACCCUCAUCAAAUCUUUGCCUCAUGGAAUAGUUCCACCCAUUUUUGUAAGUGGCGUGGAGUUACAUGCAAUCCCAUGUAUCAAAGAGUUACACAGUUGAAUCUUGAAGGAAACAACUUGCAAGGAUUCAUAUCACCUCAUUUAGGAAAUCUCUCUUUCCUAACAAGUCUUAACCUUGGAAACAACAGCUUCAGUGGUAAAAUUCCACAAGAACUGGGUCGGUUGUUACAAUUACAAAACUUAUCUCUCACCAAUAACUCCUUGGAAGGAGAAAUUCCUACAAACUUGACAAGUUGCUCUAAUCUCAAAGUGUUACACUUAUCUGGUAACAAUUUGAUUGGCAAAAUACCAAUUGAAAUUGGCUCUCUUCGAAAGCUCCAAGCAAUGAGCCUUGGAGUAAACAAUUUAACCGGAGCAAUCCCAUCUUCCAUAGGGAAUCUUUCAUCCCUCAUUUCUCUCUCAAUCGGUGUUAAUUACUUGGAGGGCAACCUUCCACAAGAAAUUUGCCACCUCAAAAACCUGGCAUUGAUAUCAGUGCAUGUCAACAAGCUGAUAGGUACAUUUCCUUCUUGUCUUUUCAAUAUGUCAUGUCUUACCACAAUCUCAGCAGCAGACAAUCAAUUCAAUGGCUCUCUCCCGCCAAACAUGUUCCACACUCUCCCUAAUCUCCGAGAAUUUCUAGUUGGCGGGAAUCAUUUUUCAGCUCCACUUCCAACUUCCAUUACAAAUGCUUCAAUCCUACAAACACUUGAUGUUGGUAAAAACCAGUUGGUGGGCCAAGUGCCAAGUCUAGGAAAGCUACAACACCUUUGGUUCCUAAGCUUGUAUUACAACAACUUAGGUGACAAUUCAACAAAGGACUUGGAGUUUUUAAAAUCCUUGGCCAAUUGUAGCAAGUUGCAAGUGGUUUCGAUUUCCUAUAAUAAUUUUGGAGGUAGUUUGCCAAAUUCUGUGGGAAAUUUAUCCACCCAACUCAGUCAACUAUAUCUUGGGGGUAAUCAAAUAUCAGGAAAAAUUCCUGCAGAAUUAGGAAAUCUAGUUAGCUUAACUAUCUUAACCAUGGAAAUUAACCACUUUGAAGGAAGUAUUCCAGCCAAUUUUGGGAAGUUUCAGAAGUUACAAAGGUUGGAAUUGAGUAGAAACAAACUGUCAGGAGAUAUGCCAAAUUUUAUAGGCAACCUUACUCAGUUGUAUUUUUUGGGCAUAGCAGAAAAUGUGUUAGAAGGAAAGAUUCCUCCAAGUAUAGGAAACUGUCAAAAGUUGCAAUACCUUAACCUUUAUAACAACAACCUUAGAGGAAGCAUACCUUCAGAGGUUUUUAGCCUUUUCUCGUUAACAAACUUGUUGGACUUGUCAAAAAAUUCAAUGAGUGGAAGUCUACCUGAUGAAGUGGGCCGGUUAAAAAAUAUUGGGAGGAUGGCUCUAUCUGAAAAUAAUUUGUCUGGUGACAUUCCUGAAACCAUUGGAGACUGCAUAAGCUUGGAGUACCUUUUACUGCAAGGGAAUUCGUUUGAUGGAGUCAUACCAUCCUCAUUGGCUUCACUCAAAGGUCUUCGAGUAUUAGACAUAUCACGAAAUCGUCUGGUUGGAUCAAUUCCUAAGGAUCUGCAGAAAAUUUCUUUCUUGGAAUACUUCAAUGCAUCCUUUAACAUGUUGGAGGGUGAAGUACCAAUGGAAGGUGUCUUUGGGAAUGCAAGUGAGUUAGCAGUGAUUGGGAACAACAAGCUAUGUGGGGGUGUUUCAGAGCUGCAUCUACCACCAUGCCUUAUCAAAGGUAAGAAAUCUGCAAUACACCUGAAUUUCAUGUCCAUAACAAUGAUGAUAGUUAGUGUGGUUGCUUUUCUUCUCAUACUUCCAGUUAUCUACUGGAUGAGGAAAAGAAACGAGAAAAAAACAUCAUUUGAUUUGCCAAUAAUUGACCAAAUGAGUAAGAUUUCCUACCAGAACCUACACCAUGGAACUGAUGGGUUCUCAGUUAAAAACUUGGUAGGAUCUGGGAACUUUGGCUUUGUAUACAAAGGGACUAUUGAGUUAGAAGGAAAUGAUGUUGUUGCCAUAAAGGUGCUAAACCUUCAAAAGAAGGGAGCUCAAAAGAGUUUCAUUGCGGAAUGUAAUGCAUUGAAAAAUGUUAGGCAUCGAAACUUGGUUAAGAUUUUAACAUGUUGUUCUAGCAUAGAUCACAGAGGCCAAGAAUUCAAAGCUCUAGUUUUUGAGUAUAUGACAAAUGGAAGCUUAGAAAGAUGGUUGCAUCCAGAAACAGAAAUUGCAAAUCAUACUUUCUCAUUGAGCCUUGACCAAAGGUUGAAUAUUAUCAUCGAUGUUGCUUCUGCAUUUCAUUAUCUUCACCAUGAAUGUGAGCAAGCUAUCAUUCAUUGUGAUUUGAAGCCAAGCAAUGUUCUUCUUGAUGAUUGCUUGGUAGCUCAUGUGAGUGACUUUGGUUUAGCGAGAAGGCUCUCAUCUAUUGCAGUUUCUCCAAAGCAAACUAGCACUAUUGAAAUAAAGGGAACAAUUGGUUAUGCUCCUCCAGAAUAUGGAAUGGGUUCAGAGGUGUCUACGGAAGGCGACUUGUAUAGCUUUGGAAUUCUGGUUUUGGAAAUGUUAACUGGAAGAAGACCAACUGAUGAAAUGUUUGAAGAUGGUCAUAAUCUCCAUAACUAUGUCAACAUUUCAAUUCCACACAACCUUUCCCAGAUUGUGGACCCGACUAUUCUCCCUAAGGAAUUAAAGCAGGCUUCAAAUUACCAAAACCUGAACCCUAUGCAUCUUGAAGUAGAAAAAUGUCUACUUUCCCUUUUUAGGAUUGCUCUUGCUUGUUCAAAGGAGUCACCAAAAGAAAGAAUGAGUAUGGUUGAUGUCACUAGGGAGCUCAAUCUGAUCAAAAGUUCCUUUUCAUCAUGAAAGAUCAAUUGAGGUUGGCUACAUGACAACCACAAAGUACAAAAUGUAAAUGUAUAAAUUAUACACUACCAUAUUGUUACCAAUUAAUGCUGGAAGAAGUUUCUUAUCCUUUCCUUCUUCAUGAUGCAUGUUGUUUUUUUUUUUUCCUUUUUAAUGUUUUUCCUGUAGAAGUUUUUUUUUUUUUAGUGUAUGUAGCAGCUAGUCACUUAGUCUAACUUACAUGUAUUUCAUUUAAAAGCAAGCAGAAUACCAUUUUGAUUAUGAAUGCAACUAUAAGCUUCUGCUACUGCUGUUGAAGAAAUAGAAAGUAAGAAAUCAGAGAAUGCAAACAAGAAGGACCGAGAUAUAUAUGUUAUUGUUACUCCU
This is a messenger RNA of Glycine soja, 3523 nucleotides long. Its product is annotated as probable LRR receptor-like serine/threonine-protein kinase At3g47570. The record is from RefSeq and is a predicted model, not a curated record. The transcript has 2 exons. Gene Ontology annotation, molecular function: ATP binding; receptor serine/threonine kinase binding; protein kinase activity. Gene Ontology annotation, biological process: protein phosphorylation. NCBI's taxonomy places the organism in Eukaryota, Viridiplantae, Streptophyta, Magnoliopsida, Fabales, Fabaceae. Bases 89 to 3157 code for a protein of 1022 amino acids.